Molecule: messenger RNA, 914 nt
Organism: Raphanus sativus (radish)
Lineage: Eukaryota; Viridiplantae; Streptophyta; Magnoliopsida; Brassicales; Brassicaceae
Exons: 4
Coding region: 54-653 (199 amino acids)
Source: RefSeq, a predicted model, not a curated record
GCUUGCUCACAUCAUUAUUGAAUUAGCUAAAAAAACUAUUAAAACAGAGUCCAAUGGCGGAGGAUCAAGCAACGGCGGCGAUGGAAACAUUGGCGGUGGAGAAGCAGCCGGAGACGACAGUGGCUGAAGCACCGACAGUGACAAUAACAAAGAGGAUGAUGGUUGCUAUCGACGAGAGUGAUUCGAGCUUCUAUGCUCUUCAAUGGGUCAUUGACCAUUUCUCUAACCUCUUAAUGACCACUGAGGCGGCUCAAGCGGAAGGUGGCUUGCUCACGGUGGUUCAUGUGCAGUCUCCGUCCCAUCACUUUGCUGCUUUUCCGGCUGGACCCGGCGGCGCAACAGCAGUCUACGCAUCUUCGUCGAUGAUAGAGUCAGUGAAAAAAGCAGAACAGGAGGCCUCUGCAGCCCUUCUCUCGCGUGCACUCCAUAUGUGUCGAGCCAAGCAGAUACGUACUGAGACUAUGGUGCUUGAAGGCGACGCAAAAGACAUGAUUUGCCAGGCGGUUGAGCAAAUGCACGUUGAUCUUCUCGUUGUGGGUAGUCGUGGCCUUGGCAAGAUCAGAAGAGCGUUUAUUGGGAGCGUUAGCGACUACUGUGCUCAUCACGCCAACUGUCCCAUCCUUAUUGUGAAGCCACCAAAGGAGAUAAACUAAUUAAGUAUCAACAUGUUUGGUGUGAUGUCUUUAUAAAUUGUGUCAACUGUCAAGUACUUGCGUUAUGUUUGAAGAUAUUUAAACUUGGAUGGAUGCGAUAUUAAGUGUGUUGAAGAGUAAUGUCAAUUACAUGAAUCGAGUCGAAUAAUUACUGCAAUGUAUGAAUAAUUACUGCAAUGUGUUCAGUAUCUCUCCUUGUAAUAUCGAAGAAGCUUUAAGAUUAUAAUUACCAAAGUAACGUGCUCUGCACUUCCUUGUAGA